Messenger RNA from Corythoichthys intestinalis (scribbled pipefish), 4543 nucleotides. RefSeq names its product zinc finger CCCH-type containing 18 (gene zc3h18). Gene Ontology annotation, molecular function: metal ion binding; RNA binding. Gene Ontology annotation, cellular component: precatalytic spliceosome. Bases 214 to 3741 code for a protein of 1175 amino acids. The transcript has 20 exons. Lineage: Eukaryota; Metazoa; Chordata; Actinopteri; Syngnathiformes; Syngnathidae. The record is from RefSeq and is a predicted model, not a curated record.
UUUUGCGUGUACCCGUCGUGUCUUUAUGACGUCAGCUAACAGCCAUACUCGCUGUGCCGAGUGGGGUGUUUUAUUUUCUGCAUCCCGUCGGUCAAAUUAUAUCGUAUAUGACUAAUUAUAGACUUCAAACAUCACGAGCUGUGUGGACGCAUAGUUCUUAACGCAACAUCGACGCGUUGAAGGAGUUCCGACCGGCAAGUAGAAUAUUUGCAAAUGGAUACACCUGAAAGCCCUACCAGGUCAUUGCAGUCUCCUGUGGAGGAAAAAGACCUUUUUGACAGCGAGAUACUUGAUUCACCUGAUGAUGAGGAAGAUAGGGCCAUCUCAGAAAGUGAGCUGCUCUAUGAAGAGAAUGGAGAACUGGCGGAAGAGGAUGAAGAGGAGGAUACAGUUGAGAUUGCCGGAGGAGGUCUGGCGUUACAAGCAGUGGGAGGAGAAGAGGACGAGGUUGUACCGGACUUUGUUUCUGAACCUGAGGAUGAGGAACCUGUAGAAGAAACAGGUGGAAUGGGGCAAGAGACUGAGGCAAUUCUUCUCAUGGAGGGGGAUGAUUAUGAUGAUGAUGAUGAUAAAGAUGAGGAUGAUGAAGAUGAUGGCAAUUUACAACAGGCGGGUAACCUGGAUAGAGAGGAUGAGGUAGGUGAUGUAGAUGAUCAUGUACUUGACACUCCUCAGUCCCCUGAAUCGGAGCCAGAACAAGGCAAGAACUUUCUCUCUAAGGAAAGCAAAGAGGAUUUAUCGGAAGCAAAUGGAGACUACAAAAGGGGUUCAGCAGACCUUGGUGCUGAUGUGGAUGAUGAGGAGGAGGACGAAGAGAAGGGCGUGAAAAGCAUUGAGGAAGAGGAAAACGAUAUUUUGCGUGCCGGAGUGGGGAGAGCUGCUGUAUCGAGAAAGGUUAAGGAAGACUCGCCGUCUGUUUCGAGGGAGCUGGAUGAACAUGAGCUGGAUUAUGACGAAGAGGUCCCAGAGGAGCCCAACAUCCCUACACACGAGGAUGAAGAAGAAGAGUAUGCUAAAGCUUUGGAAGAGGAGGUGAACCAAGAAACAACCGUAAAGAAAAUUGAAAAGAAGCCAAUCUUGCCCCCGUCCCCCAAAGAUGGGGAAUCUAGAAAGAAAGAUGACUCUAAACUCCGCAGAGAUUCCUUCAGAGACAAGAGAAAAGAAGAUGAUGAUGGAGAGAUUGAUGAAGGUGAAAUUGAUGACGACGAUUUGGAGGAAGGGGAGGUUAAAGAUCCUUCAGAUAGAAAGAUCAGACCUCGUCCUAUCUGCAGGUUCUUCAUAAAAGGAAAUUGUACUUGGGGUAUGAACUGUCGGUUCAUCCACCCUGGCGUCAAUGACAAAGGUAACUAUUCCCUCAUCACUAAGCCAGACCUCUUUUCACCUAAUGGAGCACAGCCUGGAGGUCCUCUCCCGCUUAUCCCCAACAACUCCUGGGCUACACCUGCAAUAGAGGAGCUCCCUCCUCCGCCACCGCCUGUAGAAUCUCCUUCAGAAAGUGCGUGGGAGAGAGGCCUCAGGCAUGCCAAAGAGAUGUUGAAAAAGGCCACCAUUCGAAAGGAACAGGAGCCAGACUUCGAGGAGAAACGUUUCAAUGUGACAAUUGGAGAAGAUGAACGAGAAUUUGACAAAGAGAACGAGUUUUUCAGGGACCGCUACCGCAUUAUCAGAGAUGAAAUGGACACGAGAGAGCCAAUAUAUGGUGAUCAAUAUGCUGAUCCAUACUAUGAGUAUGGAAUGGAGGCACUGUGGCGAGGUGGGCAGUAUGAAAACUUCCGAGUACAGCAUAUAGAAGCUCCUCUUCCUUAUCACUAUAAUGAGCGUGAAAGGGAACGGGACCCUCGGGAGAGGCACAGAGAUCGGGAACGUGAGAGAGAUCACCGCGAGAGGGAGCGUCGGCAGAGGGAACGGGAGCGAGAGAGAGAGCGGGAGAAAGAACGAAUGAGGCGGAAAGAGGAGUGGGAAAGGGACAGGAUAAAGCGAGAUGAGAAGGAAAGGCCGAAGAUGCGGCCUCCUCGAGACAUGCGCGAGAAGAAAGAUGAUAAACUCACACCACAGUCACCUUUAAUUCUGCCACCCAACCGACCAAUGGAGCCUCCCACAAAGAAAGACCUUGUACCAUUAAUGAGACAACCAGAUGAGUGGAAGGACCCAUGGCGUCGGUCAAAAUCCCCCAGGAGAAGAUCUGGACUGGGCUCCCCACCCCGAGGUCGUCGGAGAAAUCGUCGUUCGGGUUCUUCUGUUUCUCUGUCAAACUCUUCUCGGUCUUCGUCUCGCUCUUCAUCGUACACAGGCUCUGGGUCAUCACGUUCUCGCAGCCGCUCCAGCUCAUUUAGCUCCUACUCUAGCCACUCCUCCCGUCACAGUUCGUUCAGUGGGAGCCGCUCUAGGUCAAGAUCUUUUUCCACAUCUCCUUCACCAGCCCCAGCAGUACAAAGGAAUGCCAAAAAUAAGCCAGACCUUCCUCCAGUGCUUGCUAAAGGUGUGCCACUGAAGCAGGGUGCUGCACCUAUUCCACGCAGGGACAAACCUCCUAUGAAGAAAGCUCAGACUCCACCACCACCACCACCACCUAGUGGACCAAUGAACAGGCCUUUCAAACCCUUGCCAGAGGGAGGAAAGCCUCCCACCAAUCUUAGGGAGCCCGGAGGAGUAGUUAUUGGAGCCGGUGGUGAUGCUAGUGCUGGUGGAGGCGGUGUAAUGGUUAGACAGAUACCUUCCCGGGAACCCGCGAAACCUUCCAGCCAGAGGGAAGGAAGGCAGAAGGAACGGCAGCAGCAUCCUCCUCGGAGGCGGACUGUGAGUGGGAGUGUUAGUGGAAGUGGCAGUAGUUACACUGGCUCAAGCUCUAGGUCCAGAUCCUCUUCAAACUCAUUGUCACAUUCACGUUCCGGAUCCAGAAAAUCCAAGAAGUCCAGGUCUUUGAGUGUAAGCAGUGUGUCAUCAGUAUCGUCGGGUUCAUCAGGAAGCAGUUCAGUGCGUAGUGCAGACUCUGAUGACAUGUAUGCUGACCUGGCUAGCCCCGUGUCUUCAGCCAGCACUCGCUCACCUACACCAGGGCACCCCCGAAAAGAGCGAGCAGCUCCCACCAGGGAACGGCCCCCGCAGAGCAGAGAAAAGAACAGGGAGAGGCCUGUGAAGAAAGAUGAACCCGUAAGGGAAGAUCGCAGGAAGAUCAACCCAUCUAGUGGUCCACCUAGAGGAGGCAACCCCAUGCCUAGACCAGUCCCUGGAAGCAGAGGUGGUAACCCUGCACACCACCCUGCUGGGAAUAUGCCCCCACCAGGAAACUAUGGAGGUCCCAGUUCACAUAAAGACAUCAAACUCACCCUUCUCAACAAGCAGCAAGGUGAUAAGGGCAGUAGAAAGCGUUAUCUCCCCUCUGAGAAAGACCGACCUGGUUCCCCCCUUAGCAAGAGAAUGGCUAUGUCUCCUGACAGAGCUCGGGAUAGAAGGAUAUCUGGCAGACCACCACUGUCCCCUAGAAUGGAUCGACCCAGAGGGCAGGGACCUCGGCCAGUGGCCUCCCAGGGAGACAGAAAACGUCCACUGUCGCCACCUCCCAAAUCAUCUGGGAAAGGUUCCGGAGUCCAGUCUGGAAAAGUCGCCCCCUCUGCCCCUGCGCCACCCCCUGCUUCCGGUAAACCCAGCAACACACUGUCUCGGCGCGAGGAGCUACUUAAACAGUUGAAGGCUGUCGAAGAUGCUAUUGCUCGGAAAAGAGCAAAGAUCCCUGGCAAAUAAACAAGAACGCUGUCCACUACUCUUAUUACUGGUCUGUCAGUUAACAGCCCGUAGAGCCCGGGCAACUCGGAGGUCGGAUCCAGUCCCAGCGAUUUCAACUUCAAUUUUCUGCCUCCAGUGGACAUGUACAAAUGCUGUAUAGUACUUGUGCACAUUGUGUAAGUGAACAAGUGGCCUCCACAAGAGAGUUUUCUUCUUGCAUCUUUCACUCCCAUAUUCCCUCUUUCUGCAAGUAGUUGAGGGAUUGGAGGAGAAUGCUGGGAUAGUUUACUGACCAACAGAAGCUGUCACUCUGAUAUUUGAGUGACAAAAUAAAAUUAAUUUUGUGUGCGCCUGAUGACUAGCAGAAUUCUACAGAAUCUGCUCUCGUUGUUGUCUGAACGCUUUGAUUUUUGUCUCCCUCUCGUUUUCUCUAUUAAGAGCCAGUCCGGUUUGAUGUUGUAUCUGCUCGAUUUCUCAAUCUGUUGUUGAAAAACAAAGAAUUUGCAGUCUCUCUCGCACGCUCCCUCAAAAGUGACAUCACAACGCGUAGGCCUAUCAUAAACCAAGGGUAUGUCUCACUUUUACAGCGUUAUCAGACAUGUACAACGAAAACAAAGUCUGAGGCUUAAGGAAACUUCACGGAGCAGUGGUGAGGUUCGCCUUUUUAACAGAAACAAUUUUUUCAUAGCUCUUCUCAAAAAUUAUAAACCAAUGUUUUGUUUGUGUCAUAUUUGUAGUUGAGAGGUUGCAAAUGGGACAUUAGAGACAAGGUAUGUCUUGCUUUUGUGACAAAAGCCUAAAUAAACUAUUUUGAUAAAGA